AGGCGGCAAUGGCUGCUGUUCAAGUGCAUACGACAAAGCCGGACAGUGCAUCGCCUUGUGACAGAGAAACUUUCUCCGAAGAGUUUGGAUCCGACAGUGGCGACGAAGUUUUACUCUGCGAUGCAGACUUGGAGCUGAACCCCUUUGAUGGGCUGCCUUACUCCUCUCGCUAUUACAAACUCCACCAAGAACGAAAGCAGUUACCGGUGUGGGGAGCAAAGAGCGCCUUAAUGGCGAGUUUUGUGAGUAAUUCCUUUAUCAUCCUAUGUGGAAACGCCAGGAUCGGGAAAAGCAGUCAGAUCCCACAGUGGUGUGCAGAACACUGUCUUUCUUCCAAGUAUCAGCAUGGUGUUGUGGUGUGUACACAGACUCAUAAGCAGACGGCUGUCAGCCUUGCACUUCGCGUGGCAGAUGAAAUGGAUGUCAACAUAGGGCAUGAAGUGGGCUACACAAUUCCAUUUGAAAACUGCUGCAUCAAUGAAACUAUCCUGAGAUACAGCACAGAUGAUAUGCUACUGCAGGAAAUGAUGUCAGAUCCUCUAUUGGAGCACUAUGGUGUUAUCGUUAUUGAUGAAACUCACAAAAGAACAGUUUCCACAGAUGUACUACUAGGCCUUCUAAAAGACAUUGUGAGACAAAGGCCGGAACUAAAAGUUGUAAUAAUAAGCUCUCCUCAUAUGUCCAAGAAGCUGCAUUCCUUUUAUGGCAAUGUUCCUCUCAUACAAGUGGAAAAUGAAGAACCCAUUGGAUAUCCCGUUGAGGUUGUUUACAGUUGCAUACCUCCAGAAAACUAUUUCAUGCCUGCACUUAAGCUGCUGUUUGAGAUACAUCAUACAAGGGAAAAGGGCGAUAUUGCAAUUUUUCUAUCCUGUAUAAAGGAAAUUGAUGAGGCCUGCAACAUAAUCAGACGAGAAAGUUCUAAACUGCACCCAAUGUUAGGAGAACUUGUGCCAGUUCCUUUUUACCCAGAGCAGAGUAGGUAUGUUGAUGGACCAAGUGACAUAUUGGAGAAGAACUCCAGGCAGUACAAAAGGAGAGUGCUACUGACCACAAGUAUGGGAGAAUCCUUAAUUUGCAUAGAGAAUGUCAAGUUUGUCAUCGAUGUGGGCAUGGAAAAAAAGAAUGUUUACAAUCCAAGAAUACGAGCAGAUUCCUUAGUGACACAACCCAUCAGCAAAAUCCAGGCUGACAUGCGUACACAGAUCAGGGGCUUAGCUGGAUUGGGUAAAUGUUUCCGAUUAUACACUGAAGAAUUUCUGAAGAAAGAGAUGACAGAGCUUUCACCAGCUUGUGUACUAGAAUCCAAGCUUACUCGCAUGGUUUUAUUCCUGAAAAGAAUGGCUAUAGCAGACAUGGGCCAGUGUGACUUUAUUGAUAAGCCAGCCCCUGAAGCCCUAAUGCAGGCAUUAGAAGACCUUGAUUACCUUGCAGCCCUGGAUGAUGAUGGAAAUCUGUCAGAAAUUGGAAUCAUUAUGUCAGAGUUCCCACUGGAUCCCCAAAUGGCAAAAGCUCUUGUUGCAUCCUGUGAAUUUGAUUGUGUGCAUGAAAUGUUAACAAUAGCUGCCAUGGUAACAGCUCCCUUUUGUUUCUUGGAUCCACCUCCUGGUUCAGAGGAAAUUGCAUGCACUUGUCGGAGGAAAUUUUUGCAUUCAGAGGGUGAUCACUUUACCCUUAUAAAUGUUUACAAUGCAUACAAGCAGAACAAGCUGUUAUCAUCAAACCAAUUCUGUGAAGAUGAAAAGUGGUGCCAUGACAAUUUCUUGAAUUGCUCUGCUCUGAGGACAGCAGAUGCCAUCCGAGCUGACCUACUGGAAAUUAUGCAGCGCAUUGAAUUACCCAUUUCAAAACCUGCUUUUGGUACACACAAGAAUUCACUGAAUGUGAAAAGAGCUUUGUUAUCUGGUUAUUUCAUGCAGACAGCUCGAGACGUUGAUGGAUUAGGAAACUAUGUCAUGCUAACGCACAAACAUGUAGCACAGCUGCACCCUUUCUCAAGCUACUGUUCCACAAAAUUAAAACCAGAAUGGGUUUUGUUCCAUGAAUUUACAAUAUCUGAGAACAACUGCAUCAGGAUCGUUUCAGAUGUAUCACCUGAAAUGUUUGUACAGCUGGCUCCUCAGUAUUACUUCACCAACCUACCCCCUAGUGAGAGCAAGGAACUCCUACAGGAAAUCAUUGAUCACUUCUCAAAACUGUCAGAUGGAGAGGAACAGCAUGUAUCCAACAAAGAAAACAAGCAAGAAGAUCUUAGCCACCAGCAUGAAGACAGAUGUGUGAUUCAAUGA
Messenger RNA from Chiloscyllium plagiosum (whitespotted bambooshark), 2285 nucleotides. Its product is annotated as putative pre-mRNA-splicing factor ATP-dependent RNA helicase DHX32. Gene Ontology annotation, molecular function: helicase activity; RNA binding. NCBI's taxonomy places the organism in Eukaryota, Metazoa, Chordata, Chondrichthyes, Orectolobiformes, Hemiscylliidae. Gene Ontology annotation, cellular component: spliceosomal complex; intracellular anatomical structure. The record is from RefSeq and is a predicted model, not a curated record.